UAAUUCCUGUGAAGCCGGCAUUGGAGAAGCAAGCACAAGAAAGCCGAAAGAGUUUUACGAUGGAUUUUUAUCAUCUUCUACCGAAAAUUGAGCUGCAUGCCCAUCUGAACGGAUCGCUCAGUAACAGCACUUUGGCUGAGCUGCGUGAGCUGAAGUAUGGAAAGGAAGUUCCCAGUGGUACUGACGAUUGUUUCUACAAGAUUUUAAACGGAGAAUCUCUCACCCUGGAAGAAUGCUUUAAAAAGUUUCAAUACGCGCACGAUUUGACCGAUCGCCGGGAAGCGCUGGCACGAGCGACCGAGCGAGUAAUAGAAGAGUUUGCCAAAGACAGCGUAAUCUACCUGGAACUACGCACAACGCCCAAAUGCACUGCGCAAAUGACGAAACGCGAGUACCUCACCACGGUGCUGGACGUGAUAAGAAAAUCGUCCGAAAAUCAACGGGGAAUCGUGGUUAAACUGUUACCCUCGAUCGAUCGCUCAAAGGGCGUCCAGGAGGCGAUGGAAAACGUCAAUCUUGCCAUCGAACUAAGUUCCUCGUUCCCCGGCCUAAUGGUUGCGUUUGACCUGAGUGGCAAUCCGUUCGGGACCACAUUUUCCGGCUUUGUACCGGCGCUGCAGCGGGCACGCGAGCAUGGCUUCCGUUUGGCGCUGCACUGUGGGGAGUUUGAGGAUGAGCAGGAGAUAAAGGAAAUGUUUGCGCUCGGUGUGGACCGCAUUGGACACGGCACGUUCAUAGAAGGAGAGAAUCUCGCUUUUGCACAGGAACAUAAAAUUCCCUUCGAGUGCUGUCUGACCAGCAAUGUAAAGUGCAAAACUGUACCGUCCUACGAGGAUCAUCAUGUUGCGAAAUUGCUGAAACUGAAGCAUCCCGUGUGUGUUUGUACGGACGACUUCGGUGUCUUUGAAACGAGCCUGUCGCAAGAGCUUAAAAUUUGCGCUUCCACCUUCAGUCUAACGAAGGCCGACAUGGUAGAGAUGCAGCGCAAUGCAAUUGAAUAUUCGUUUGCUAGCGAGCAGGAGAAAAAGGAGUUGCGCGCCAAAAUUGAGCAAUUCUCAGAGACUCUGGCGAAGGAGCUGUAAAAAUUGCAACUUUAACAGGACAAAGAAAGGAUACACAAUUUCAACGUAAAAAUUGCUUGGAUAACUUCCCAACAGAACCUUGUUUUGUCCAAAAUCCUCUCAGAAAGAACUCUUGCUACUGUUCAAAUUCUGUAGCAAUUAGAUUAAGCCUUGGUUUGGGGCAUUCGUUGUAAAAAAUGGUAUGAAUUACUCUUUCCAACUUUAAAAACUGUUCUUCAAAAGCA
This is a messenger RNA of Anopheles arabiensis, 1306 nucleotides long. RefSeq names its product adenosine deaminase-like protein (gene Ada). Lineage: Eukaryota; Metazoa; Arthropoda; Insecta; Diptera; Culicidae. Bases 60 to 1082 code for a protein of 340 amino acids. The record is from RefSeq and is a predicted model, not a curated record. The transcript has 6 exons. Gene Ontology annotation, biological process: adenosine catabolic process; inosine biosynthetic process. Gene Ontology annotation, molecular function: adenosine deaminase activity.